This is a messenger RNA of Ectocarpus sp. CCAP 1310/34, 1570 nucleotides long. Lineage: Eukaryota; Phaeophyceae; Ectocarpales; Ectocarpaceae. The record is from the annotation of a GenBank genome assembly.
UCGCUGUGGAGAGGAACCAUUCCACCCUUGCAACUGGCUGUUGUUGUCUGGACAACGCCGGGAACCGAAAACAAGAGUACUGCACGGGUGGGUCUACAGCUUUGGCGCGCGUGUGCAUCCAAUUUGGCUGAGAGGAGUGAGAUACAAUCAAUCUCUGAUGUGAUAACCCCGCCGUGCACACCAGUUGUUUUGAACGGCAAGUCUAAAACGAACGCUGCCGCAGUUACCUCCGGGAUGUCGCCUCCUCUGUGGGCCCUCAGCCUCCCUGUAGGCACCGUCUUCGUCUUCGUUCCCCGCGCCAUUUCGUUGGCGCUGCAAAUCAUGUCUGGAGCGCCCCUGAGGAACAGCAACCCUCGAGAGCACGCCGAGAGCAAGGAUGUCGCCGCCAAGGACACCCAUGGGUACGUGCGUCGCGCGUACGCGGCUCACCAGAACAGCUGGGAGGCCAUGAUCCUGUGGUCUGCGGCGGUUCUCGUCGCAAAGUCGACGGGGGUGGAUGUGGACGUGAUGAACAAUACGGCAGCUGUGUGGUUGGCGGCUCGGUUCGUCUACACGCCGGCGUACAUUCUGAUCAGGAGCAACACGAAGGCGUUCUUCCGAACUUUCGUCUUCAUGAUCGGCACGUCCUGUUCCAUGCGCCUCAUGUGGCAGGCCGCUUUGAAGGCUUGACGCAACUUCCUUGAGAGGGCGGUUGUCUUGAUUCACCCAUUGUCUCACCGCUUUGCGAGCAGUACGUCCCCAAAAAUCCUGGGCUCCUUUACCGCCUGGGAUCAUUCUCGGUGACGAGUAGAUUGAGGAAGUCAUUGAUUGAAUCAGGACUCGUCGGGGUGCGUUUGGCAAGGUAUUGGAUUAUUUGUGGCCCUCACUAUACGGUUCAGGGACAGUUUUCAGGUAUUGUUUGCCGUGGAUUCCGUGCCUGUGAAGGCACUUGUCGCACUGGUCGGGGUUAUGAGAAGGUGCGUCUUCGUAAGACUUGGGUGUUGUUGAACCGCCUGGCACUGAUUGGCGAUGUCGUACCUGCAUGUUUGAGGUGCGACUCUUAGGGUAGGCUAACUAGCGGAAUUUUGAGGGCUAGUUGAGCGCUCCGACCGCUUUCGAUAUUCCUGUAUGUAGGCAGGCCAUCUGUGCCGUCUGUAGUGAAAUCUUGAACGGGUUCAUAGCUGGCCAACGCCCUUGCACUGCGCGCCUGGUGUGUAAAGUAUGAGACAAAGUAGAUUUUCCUUCAUCUUCGCACAUCGUUGUUUCGAUGCGGCGAUCACGGAUAGAUAGCUCUCGCGAUGGCAGAUGCUUGUUUCCCCGGCGUAACUGGCCCGUCCGUUGCGUACGGGGUACUCACCGAACACGCGUCGAUUGCCACGGCGGCAUGAUCCGGGCGGCUUGGGGGUGGGGUCACCUUUUCAAUGCUCUCAGUGCAGCACUACUUCAUCAUGUCUUCCUGCGACUCAGUUCUCGCUGCCUGACCUUGUGGAAGGAGAUCCUGAGAUUCUUGAGACUCUCCCACGCGUUUCUCCCCGGUAUGGUGAAGUUCGAGGGCCACAGACAGAAAGAAGUGACGAGUUGUUUUCUUGUU